AUGCCUGCUUCGGAGGAAGCACUGAGCCUGAAGAAACGGGGCAAUGAAUCUUUCUCCAAGCAUGACUGGUUGAAAGCAAUAGAAUUCUACGAUCAGGCCAUCGAAUCCUAUGACUCGGAUCCCACCUUCUUUUGCAAUAGAUGCCAGGCGAACAUAAAAUUAGAGCAAUAUGGAUAUGCGAUUGCUGAUGCGACAAAAGCGGUCGAGUUGGACCAGUCUUAUGCAAAAGCGUUUUAUCGGAGAGCUGUCGCAAACAUGGCCAUCUUGAAGUCUCGAGAAGCCUUGAGAGACUUCAAGACAGCUGCCAAACUGGAGCCGAACAACAAGGAGACGAGAUUGAGACUAACAGAAUGUGAGCAGAUAGUCAAGCGACUAGCCUUUGAGAAAGCUAUAGAGGUGUCGGAUCCACCUUCCGCAUUUGAAGGCUUGAACAUAGAUUCCAUUUCUGUUGACAGUAGUUACGACGGCGCUAAGCUGGGCACUGAGAUGACGCAGGAUUUCAUCGAUGAUAUGAUAGACCGAUUCAAGAAUGGCAAAAAAAUCCACCGCAAAUAUGCUUUUCGAAUAAUACAAGCGGUCUACGACAUCGUCUACAAGGAACCAACAAUGGUCGAGAUGGAGGUAGCCAAGGAUCACAAAUUGACUGUCUGCGGCGAUACACAUGGGCAGUACUUCGAUCUGAUGGAACUCUUCAGGCUUAAUGGUUUCCCUACCGAAUCCCAUUACUAUCUUUUCAAUGGAGAUUUUGUGGAUCGCGGCUCUUGGUCGACAGAAAUCGCACUGCUCCUUUAUGCGUACAAAUGGUUGCGACCGAAAAAGUUCUUCUUGAAUCGUGGUAAUCAUGAAACAGAUGAUAUGAAUAAGGUAUACGGCUUCGAAGGAGAAUGCAAGGCCAAGUACGACGAGAAGUCUUUCAGACUGUUUUCCGAAUCUUUCUCUGCAUUGCCUCUUGCGACUCUCAUUGGCAAGAAAUAUUUUGUUCUCCAUGGAGGACUCUUUUCUGAUGAUAAGACGUCGCUUGAUGACGUGAGGAAGCUCAAUAGGCACCAACAGCGGCAGCCUGGUCAGCAAGGUUUGAUGAUGGAAAUGCUUUGGACUGAUCCGCAACCACAACCAGGGAGAGGACCAAGCAAAAGAGGUGUGGGACUGCAAUUCGGACCCGAUGUAACAAAGAAAUUCUGCGAGGCCAACGGGCUAGAUGCGGUUAUCCGAAGUCACGAAGUCCGCAUGGAGGGAUAUGAGGUCGAACAUGAUGGGCGAUGUAUCACCGUCUUCUCAGCUCCCAAAUACUGCGACAGUACAGAAAACAAAGGUGCAUACAUCAAUAUUGGCCCUGAAUACAAGCUAGAAUAUCAGAAAUUUGAUGCCGUUCCGCAUCCGGAUGUUAAGCCUAUGGCAUAUGCUCAAAAUUCACUGAUGUCUCUGAUGACGUAA
This is a messenger RNA of Bacidia gigantensis, 1434 nucleotides long. RefSeq lists its product as uncharacterized. The transcript has 4 exons. Lineage: Eukaryota; Fungi; Ascomycota; Lecanoromycetes; Lecanorales; Ramalinaceae. The coding region runs from base 1 to 1434 and encodes 477 amino acids. Gene Ontology annotation, cellular component: cytosol; nucleus. Gene Ontology annotation, molecular function: protein binding; protein serine/threonine phosphatase activity. The record is from RefSeq and is a predicted model, not a curated record.